GACGUCAGCGGCUGCAUGGCGGCGCCAUUGCUGGCAGGCGGGUGAGGCGACUCGAGGCGCGGCGGUGUCGGUGUCGGUGGUUGCGGACGAGGAUUGACCGACCUGUGGGGGCCACGUUGGCCCUGCUGACGGUAGGGUAACAUCGCCUCAACAAUCCCCACGGGCCGCUCCACCCCGCUCCGCCGCUGACUCGGCCAUUCCCUGAGGAAAGUGUCAGUAUGGCAACAUCUGCGGAUAAAAGCCACAGUACGAUGUGGGCAAGAUUUCAUAGCGAAUCAGCAAGUAGGGUUGUGAAAUUAUUGAGAAAAAGUAAAAGUAUGGAUACACUACUGCAAUCCACCAACUGGAUACUAAAAGAUAUUCCAGAUUAUGAUAUAGUUGAAACUUUACUCCCUUCAUCUCUACCAAUGGCGCCACUUACAAAAUGGGAGGUUCUGCUCCAUCAGCACGGAGAAGACCAUUUUUUGGAAUCAAGAAGGAAAUUGACAACUAGCAGCAGCUGUCCAUCGCUUGUGUACAGGCUGGAAGCAUCUGUUUGUGAAGUACAUAGUGUCGUUCAAUCUCGUUCUGAAGAAAUUCCAAGUGUUACCAAUCAACCUGAAGCUGUUUCAUGUGAGGAAACGAAUCAGUUAGCUGACCUGAAUGCCUUUACUAUGGAAUCAGUACAACGUACAGAUGAUGACAGUAAAAUGCCAGAUCAGAAUGAUGAGUUUUUCUCUUGGGCAUUGGAGAGAGCUGAAAGGGCAAAUAUUAAAGACCGAGGUUUUGAAGAAUUUGUGGUGGAAGAAAAGGAAGGAUUGAUUUUGGAAAAUGACUACCUUAGCCCAACGGUGCCUGUUGGUAAACUGGUAACUCAAAGAACAAAUGCUGGGCCCGCAGCCAUGGAGGAGACUCCAACAGGAAUUAAUGACUUCCAUUCAGAAUAUUUUGCUACGAUGAAGGAGCCUGAAUGUAAAGAGAUGGUGCCUGGAGUUAAUACAAAGUGUGAUAAUGUUGAGAUGGAUCAAGCGUUCCAAAAGAUGGAACCAGCUGCAGAACCUGAACAUCUUGCACAGAUUGAAAGCAUGGAGUCAUUUGAAUAUUCUUUCACUAAAUCUAAAAGAAAGUCGUAUUAUGCAGAGGAAGAAAUGAAACUUGUGGUGAAGGAUAAGGCUGAGAUCGAGUGCAAGAGCCAACAAACUAAAUUUUCUCGAGAGCACUAUCAGGGAUUGGACGAGGACAUUAAAUAUUCUGAGGAGCUGUUUGACGAACUCAAUGAUGAUGAUGACAGUACUAACCUGGAGACAAGAACAAUGUUGUGCCUACCGUUCUUAUGUUGGAGAAGGAGAAAUAAGCAUGAGAAGGAGCAGAAGGGUCCCAACUUCUUUGAAAGAUAACUUUGUGCCUGUAGAGAAUUGUUAAAAUGGAGCGAUUGACCUGUUUUAUAAUAAGUGGAGUUCCACAAAAAAAGUUGUAAAUUGUUUUGCUUGUUGAUACGUUUAGCUGCUGUGUUAUAACUUUUAAGCUAAUCUUUAAUAAAAACAUUAUU
This is a messenger RNA of Leucoraja erinaceus (little skate), 1528 nucleotides long. RefSeq lists its product as uncharacterized. Bases 219 to 1376 code for a protein of 385 amino acids. The transcript has 15 exons. The record is from RefSeq and is a predicted model, not a curated record. NCBI's taxonomy places the organism in Eukaryota, Metazoa, Chordata, Chondrichthyes, Rajiformes, Rajidae.